AUUAAUGUCAAGAAGUAAUGAUGAAGAUUAUGAUUACUUAUUUAAAAUAGUUUUGAUAGGUAAUUAAAAUGAUUAAUACUUAUAGGUGAUUCUGGAGUAGGGAAAACAAAUAUUCUAAAGAGAUUUAUAAAUAAUGAAUUCCAACUAGAAUCGAAACCAACGAUUGGAGUUGAAUUCGCAACAAAGACAAUUCAGUCAUCAGGAAAAGCUGUAAAAUGUUAGAUUUGGGAUACUGCAGGAUAAGAGAGGUAUGAAAUAAUAUAAAAUAAUAUUAUUAUAGAUAUAGAGCCAUUACACAUGCAUAUUAUAGAGGAGCUGUCGGAGCAUUUAUAUGUUAUGAUGUAACAAGAGAAGCAACAUUUAAAAACACAGAAAAAUGGUUAACAGAGUUAAAGGAUCAUGCAGAUGGAAACAUAGUGAUUAUAAUGAUUGGAAAUAAAAUAGAUGCAGUUGAUUAAAGAGUACAUUUGUAUGUUAUUUAGAUUGUACGAACUGAUGAAGCAUCAAACUAUUGUGAAUAAUAAUAAAUAGGAUUUAUUGAAACUUCAGCAUUGGAUGGAACUAACAUAGAUGUAGCAUUCAAUAAGAUUGUAGCAAGUAUUUUCAAAUAUACAUUAAGAUAUUUUUAACACUAUUGGUUCUAAAAGCGUUAAAAAAGUUAUUUAAGUUGAAUCAGAACAUGUAGUUUUAACAGAACCUAAGACCACGUAAACUAAAUCUAAAAAGAAUAGCGAAGGAUGUUGUUGAGUAUAUUUCAUUAUAUGUUCUUGAUUAUUUAUUUUUAAUACUCAC
Paramecium sonneborni is the source of this 792-nucleotide messenger RNA. NCBI's taxonomy places the organism in Eukaryota, Ciliophora, Oligohymenophorea, Peniculida, Parameciidae. The record is from the annotation of a GenBank genome assembly.